Messenger RNA from Zasmidium cellare ATCC 36951, 570 nucleotides. RefSeq lists its product as uncharacterized. The record is from RefSeq and is a predicted model, not a curated record. Gene Ontology annotation, cellular component: cytoskeleton; Arp2/3 protein complex. Gene Ontology annotation, biological process: regulation of actin filament polymerization; Arp2/3 complex-mediated actin nucleation. Gene Ontology annotation, molecular function: actin filament binding. The coding region runs from base 1 to 570 and encodes 189 amino acids. The transcript has 2 exons. Lineage: Eukaryota; Fungi; Ascomycota; Dothideomycetes; Mycosphaerellales; Mycosphaerellaceae.
AUGCCAGCCUACCACUCCGUCUUCCUUGACGAGCCCAACCAACAACUAGUCGGGAACUUCGCCCUCCUCCCCCUCCGAACACGAACCCGUGGCCCCGCCCAACAACUCCCACCCCUCGCGGGCGUCUCAGAACUCGACAUCGAAGCCAGCAACGAAAGCUACGACCCCCUCGACGAAGUCCUCUCCCUCUUCCGCGCCAACACCUUCUUCCGCAACUUCGAGAUCAAAGGCCCCGCCGACCGCGUCCUCAUCUACGGCAUCCUGUACGUCAGCGAGGCGCUGGGUAAGAUCAAGCCUGGCCUGAGCCGACGGGAUGCCGAGAAGGCGGUCAUGAACACGGCGUUGGAUACCAACUUUGCGAUCCCUGGCGAUGCGGGGUUUCCGCUCAAUCAGAUGUUUGAGCCGCCCAGGGAUCGGAAUGAGGCGGAGGUGUUGAGGCAGUAUAUUAUGCAAAUGAGGCAGGAGUUGGCUGUGAGGUUGUUGAAUCGGGUUUAUGCGGAUCCUAGUGGGUUGCCGAGUAAGUGGUGGCUCAGCUUCCAGAAGCGAAAGUUCAUGGGCAAGGCUCUAUGA